ACACAAACAGUGUUCGGUGUGAAGAGCUCGAGCAGCGACAGCAGCGGCUUGCACCGCGGAGGGAAGGCGGAGAGAGCAACAACAACACCUAACCAACGGAGAAACAGCAAACUGCGUGUUCAUAUUUGACUUCUGCGUCCCGUCUGUCGCUGUGUUUUCCGGGACAAUAAGCCGGCUUUAGUCUCUGAAAUGCAGCUGAGGACUUUAUCCACACAGCGGGCUAGUUAGCUAACGACGGGAGUAAGUUAGCCAUGCAGUGAUUUAUGCUAGUGGGUAAACGUUAGCUGGAUGGGAAUGGUGGUGUUAUAAAAGUUGAUAUUUUUGAACCACAUCUGGAUCUAAAGAAGUGUUGGAUUGAUUUGUCAGAGUCCUCACAGAUCGUCUCUUUGCUGUCCUGACAGCUCCCUGCAUUUAUUGACUCUGCACUGUCCUGAAGCUGAGGGGUGACAACACUGAAUAUGGCGAGUGUUUCAGACAGAGACUACAAAACUGGCACCUUUAAAUCGUUGGACUGGCACGUUGCCCAGCUAGUGUACCCAAGAUAAACUGGUUAAAUUGGACAGUUCAUGUAAUGGCCAAGGAGAGUGACGGAUUUCAUCUUUAUGCCUCACUACACAGUUGCUCUCAAAGUUGCAGAGCAAUGGGAUGCCACUGCUGAAGCAUCUUCUUAAAAGUUUAUAAAUACUUGUCUCUGUUGAAGCUCAACAAUUUGACACUGCAAGACAUGGACUUGCACUGGAUCUAAAGACUGUCUGAAAACCUCUAACGUCACAGCAGUCUCCAGGUGGGACACUUCAUCUGAGCGUUGCUGCUGGUCCCCGGAGUUUAUUUGAGGACCAACAUGUCAGUGUCAGGGGCCACGACUGUGCAGCUUUUCACCAAGCUCAUCAAGCAUGCUGUGGGCAAGGCACAGAUUCAGCUCAACCGCUGGCUGCAGAGGACUGCCACAGAUGAGUGUGACAAGAUCGACAUCCUGAUAUGCAGCGCAUUUGACGAGAGGGGGGUUGGAAUAGGGAAGUCAGAUGGAGACCCUGAGGUUAUCAGUGACACAGGAGGGACGACCUUCGCCAGUGGUGGAGAGUUCAGACACCCGUGCUGUAUCACCACCUUUUGCUUCAAGAGCGCCCUACUGGCAUGCAUCCUGACUGCUGUGUGCUUCUCCUCGGUUGCCCUUGUGCGCCAGUACCUCAAGGACCUCCUGCUCUGGGUGGAGAGCUUGGACAGCCUCGUCGGAGCCUUGCUGUUUAUAGUUGGUUUGAUUAUUGUGUCAUUCCCAUGCGGAUGGGGAUAUAUUGUUCUUAACGUGGCAGCUGGCUACCUCUACGGCUUUGUUCUGGGAAUGGGACUAGUCAUGGUGGGAGUUUUAAUAGGGACUUUUGUGGCACACUUGGUGUGCAAACGCUUAUUGACUGAUUGGGUGUUGAACAAGGUUGGGAACAGUGAACAGCUCAGUGCUGUCAUCCGAGUGGUGGAAGGAGGAAGUGGACUCAAAGUUGUGGCCUUAGCGAGACUCACCCCCAUACCUUUUGGGCUUCAAAAUGCAGUUUUCUCGAUCACAGAUGUGUCCUUGCCAAACUACCUGGUGGCCUCCUCUGUGGGUCUGUUACCCACCCAGCUUCUCAACUCCUACCUGGGCACCACGCUCCGCACCAUGGAGGACGUCAUCGCUGAGCAGAGCAUCAGUGGCUAUUUUGUGUUCAGCCUGCAGAUUGUCAUCAGCAUCGGCUUGAUGUUCUACGUCGUGCACAGGGCUCAGGUAGAGCUCAACGCAGCCAUCGCCGCCUGCCAGAUGGAGCUUAAGUCAUCGCACAUGAACGGGUCCUCCACCAAUCACAGUAGCUUCACCUACUGCAGCAAGAGGGCGACAGCUGGCAGCGGAAACUGCAUUAAUGUGGUGUGACCUUAAAACACUACAUGUGGUGUAGUAGCUCCUAUAACUAACUGUAAGACUGCAGAGCUUAAGGGAACCUGCUGAGUUUAGACAGUGUCCAAAACUUGUUGGUGGUGUAGUAUGACAUCACCCAUGUGAGAAAAGCCCUGAUAGUGUCGUAUGUUUUUUGUUGGUACAUUUUGUUUUCAUUAGUGCGGGACCACGCACCUCUUAAGAAACGGUGUUGAUGAAAAUGGUUUUGUGAUAUAUCAUCAUGGGAGUUUUUUUUUUAAUUUUUAUUAUUAUUUUCAUCAAGGUACUUAUUAACAUUUACUCUGUUACAGGAGAUGUCAAUUAAAUGGUGAUGUUUAGAGAUAUCAGUAUGAGAAUGAGUGAAUGAGUCAUUGGAAGGAAAAAAAAAAAAAAAAAAAAAAAGCUCGGCAAUAACCGCCCGCUAACACUAUGAAUGUGCAAUCUGGAGCUUUCUAGAGAACCAAGGAAUUGUUUUUUUUUAUUUCAGUGUCAAAAGAAUGGUAAGCUAUGCACCUUUAUCUCAUACUUCAUCUGUUUUUUUGUUUCAGGAAAUUUUAGGAUUUGUUUGUUGACAUCCAGUGCUAAUAUAAAAUAUAAAUAAGAAGGGCAUUAUUAAUAUUUUUGAAAGAUUUGGCUUUUUAGUCCAGUUCAUUUUUGAAGUGUCUUAUUUUUGGACUAUGGAGUGAGGGAACAAGCUCUCAGUGAGCACUACAGGCCUCUGACCAUGUGAUUUCUGCUUGCUUACGAUCACAUCCGCUGAAUUGGCCUCGUCUGCCUGGAGAUCAUUUUAGCACUUCUGCAGUUUUGAGAAGAGCAGCUGGGGAGGAGAGCAGAUUUCACAGCAGGAAACUCAGGAACGUUUCUGCCAGGAAAGUUGAAGUGCAGCGUGAGCGGCUCCUCAGUAGCACAGCCACAUGUUCUUCUACAGAAAGAAUCCCACACUGAAAUGAAACUGAGACGCCAAGCUUACCUUUAAAUGUUUUUGAUUAAUUUGGUUUUACAUUCUCUUUUUUUUUUUUCUUUUGGCUGUGAGAUUAUCCAUUAAGGUUAAUACAUAGUUCUUGCUUAAGGUGAUAGUUUUGACAAUGCUGUGCAAUACAUGAUGAAAUGGCAUGAAUGUCAUAUUUCAGUGCUGAAACCAAACUAAUCAGAAAUGCUCUCAUGCAUACAAAAUAACACAAACCAAGUCUGUGUUUUUUUUAGGUUUUACUUACAUUAUAGACGAGUAAGCUAGAUGAGAUAAAGAGGCUGUUAUUUUUUACGUGCCAUAAUUUGAUAAAGCUUAUCAGACGCCAUGACACUGGCCCCACCUGAGCUGAGGCUAAAUGUGACUUAUGACUUCUUUAAUUUUAUUACUUAAUGUUGUUGGUAAUGAUAGAAAUGACCUGUGAACAAUUUAUUUUGUGUUUUAGCUCUUAAUAAUACAUCAACAAAGCUCUCAUGCUGUAGGUUGGUUUGCACACACUGCACAGUUCAACAGACAAACAUUGUUUUCAUACACAUAAGUUAAUCUAGGAAGAGGUUUGGUUGGUCAGGAGGUGAAACGGAUGUCUCUCAGAAGCUGACAAUCAAACACAACAUGGACACUAAGUGAUGAAUGUGAUAAGAACUUUUUAUUUUUACAUGAAUUAUUGUGAUGCUGCUCCUCAGACAAAGUCUGAUUGAGGAAUAAUAAGGGCUCCUAUAUGAAAUAUCCAUCUUUAUGUCCCUGUAUUUGUUCACAGAAGUCAGUUUUGUAUCCCCGGUACAACUUUUUGUUUUUCAUUUUAAUAUUAAGUUCUUUGUUCCCCAGUUUUUUUAGCCAGAUUUAAUGUUUGCCAAACACAUUCCAUGCUGUCAGUCCUCUGAAAAACUGUUGCGUUAUUUUUGUGCUAAAUGUUGGUUGAAAGGGCCCCUUCCUGAGUGAAUUUAGCAAUAAUGUUUGAAAGUCAAAAGCAAAAAAUAUAUAUAUACAGUAUGAUAGAAGUCCUACCAAUAAGAUCUUUAGACAAGUGUUUGGGAAUUGCUGUUCAGUUCCAAUGUUAAAGAUCUGUUUGUAAGCAUUUAUAUUUCUUUCAAAGGUAAACAAAAGAACUGCAUUUGAGUUGUUAGCUGGUCCAUGUUCCACUGUAAGGUUGAGUAUCAACAUUCCCAGGUUUGUGUUACAGUGUCCAACCUGCCUUUUACCUCCUUCUGCCUCUGACGGACAUUUCUGCAUUGCCUAAGAUCUGGAAGAGACUCGCCAACAUCUGUGAUCAGAACAGCUUGUUCAGCUUUGUAGCACUUUCUUUGGAGAGUCCCUAAACCUGCUGAUUGCUUAUUGAUGUUUAGCGAUCAACCUUUCACUCCUGUCACAUGAAAAUCGUCUAAAUCACAUCUAAACAUUUUUCCAGUGUCUUACUUGAAUUGAAAGUUUACGUCGGGAGAGAUGAGUGUGUUUUAUGGCUACGGGCUUUAUGAAAUGUACUCACUGCUCUCACUUUCUCACUUUUCAAAGGCAUGGAAAAUUUUUAUUUUUCUUUAGUUUUUGAUGAGAAAAUUAUGUAAAUACUCGAGGCUUUCACCUGACAGCAGUGUCUCUACUUUCCAAAUAAAGUGUGAAUCGUGUAGCUGUUCUGCUCAGAAGUGGGAAAGAAGCGGACACUAUGCCAUGUAUAAUGCAAAAAUUAAAUACAUGAAACUUGAUCGGCCACCGCGGACACACUUCAUAAUAAAUUAGCGUCUCGACUGGGUUGAUUUUGAAAAUAAGAUUGUGGAAAAAUGAGCAGUUUUACAGCAAAUGCUUUGGUUCUUUCUAGGUGGGCUCUUAGAUUUAGUUAUGCAACAACUGAUUCCUAAGGGAAGUAUAUUUCAUAGAUACCCACACAAGACCUGAAUCUGGGGUGUAACUGCACAUCUAAACUGUUAUAAAGGAGUAAAGUGUGAGAUCAUUAACUUAAGGGGGCAAGUUAAAGGUCACGUUUGGUGCUAUGAAAUGCAAUACUUCCCCAUCUGUAUCAAGUGCAUUACACAUAUACUGUAUUUUGUAAUACAGAGAAUUUUACAGUGUAUAAAUAUUGAUAUUUAUCACUGUACGAUGCCUGUUCAGUGUUAUUUAUGAGAGAGAAAAUAAAACCUGUCAGACUUUGUUACAAAA
Molecule: messenger RNA, 5018 nt
Organism: Seriola aureovittata
Lineage: Eukaryota; Metazoa; Chordata; Actinopteri; Carangiformes; Carangidae
Gene: tmem64
Product: transmembrane protein 64
Exons: 3
Coding region: 842-1900 (352 amino acids)
Source: RefSeq, a predicted model, not a curated record